This is a messenger RNA of Rhizophagus irregularis DAOM 181602=DAOM 197198, 4912 nucleotides long. RefSeq lists its product as uncharacterized. NCBI's taxonomy places the organism in Eukaryota, Fungi, Glomeromycota, Glomeromycetes, Glomerales, Glomeraceae. Gene Ontology annotation, cellular component: fungal-type vacuole membrane. Gene Ontology annotation, biological process: transmembrane transport. The record is from RefSeq and is a predicted model, not a curated record. Gene Ontology annotation, molecular function: ATP binding; ABC-type transporter activity; ATP hydrolysis activity.
AAAAAAUGCAAAAAAAAUAUUUUUCUUUUUCUUUAUUUAGAUAUUUUUCGAUUCUCUUGAAAAAUGUCAUUUUUUGAUGCUAUACCACCUACAAUAGUAACUUUAGGAAGUUUCUUAUUUCUUAUACUAGAAUAUAAUAAGCAUGAUGUUUCACCACAAAUUGCUAGCACCUAUACUACAAGUAAUAAAAAUAAUCCAAAUGUCCGAUUUUCAACAGUUAAAAGAGAUACAAUAAAAUUAGGGAUUUGUAUAAUCCAAACAUCUUUAUUUUCAUUUUUGUUAGGAUGGAAAAUGGACGAAAAUUUUAAAAAGAUUAAUAAUAAAUAUUUGUCACUUGAUGAUAUUUUACAUGUAGGAUUACUUAUAUUCUGUUGGUUUUACUCCACAAUAAUUGCCGUGAUAGCUAGGAAGCCAUGUUUAAGAAAAUGGAACAAGACUUUGAAUGCUCACUUAACAGUGAUAUUCACUACUGCAUUCUUAUGUUCAAUGUGGUACCUUCGAACUACGUUUAUUAUCUCGAUUAAUGGAAUAAGUAGUGAUAUAACAAAAAAUAUAGAAAAAAUUGUUGCGAUUUGUAACUUUAUCUUAUCAUCAAUUGCUACCGCAGUGGCAAUCACAACACCAAGAGGUCCACCACUUUAUGAUAAUGGAAGACCUGUUACUCCGAUAAGUUAUUCUUCUAUAUUAGAUUUUAUAACAUUUGCUACAAUGACACAAUUAUUGAAAAGUGCCUAUUACAAAGAUGGCUUAAGUGAUUCGGAUUUAGAUCAAAUUCCAUUUAAUCUUCGUGCGAUCACUGCACAUCAUAAUUUUAAAGUAUGGCGCAGCAAGUCUUUAUUAUAUAGAAUAUGGAAGGCCAACCUUCAUAUCAUGAUUUAUCAACUCAUUACAACAGUUUUUACGGCACUAUUAUUUUUUGUUCCUGUCGUUUUCUUAUAUAACUUUCUUGAAUAUAUUCAGAAAAAACCAUUAAAUAAAGCAAGUGAUUGGGGAUAUGUUUGUAUAUUUGGAAUGUUAAUAAGCAACUUUCUUUUAUAUUUAUCCAUUGGACAACAAUGGUAUUGGAGUGCAAGUGAAUUUAAUACAUCUGUGAGAGGAAUGUUAAACGCUGAAAUAUAUGCUAAGAGUUUGAGGAUGUUAAAUGGAUUAUGUUUGAACGAUAAUGAAGAAAAUAAAAAUGAUGGAAGUAAUAUAUCAAAAAGCAAUAAUUUAGCAGCAUCUGUAGGAAAAAUAACUAAUCUUAUGGCUGUAGAUACGAAUCGUAUUGGACAAUUUUCGAUGUGGUGGACAACUUUUAUUGAUUGUCCUAUACAACUCACUAUUGCUCUUUAUUUUCUUUAUCAAUUAUUGGGAAUUGCCAGUAUUUUUGCCUUUAUAACUCUAAUUAUUAUUUUACCCAUUAAUCAAUUCGUUUCACGACAUUUUACUAAAUCUCAAAAUAAGCUUAUGAAAUUUAGAGAUAAUAGAGUUAAUCUAAUGAAUGAGAUUUUACAAGGGAUUCGAAUGAUAAAAUUAUUUGCUUGGGAAAAAAAGUGGAGAAACAAAAUAUUGGAUGUUCGUGAAAGUGAACUUAAAGAAUUGUUUAAGGCUUUCUUAUGUUUAUCAAUGUAUAAUUUAAUAUGGAUGGCAACUCCCGUACUUGUAACGAUUGUAAUGUUUUAUGUCUAUACAAAAGUUCAAGGAAAUGAGUUAACGGCAUCAAUAGCAUUUACUUCAAUAACGAUUUUUAAUGAACUUCGAUAUGUAUUAGCAAAUCUUCCUGACGUUUUUAUGCAAGGUUAUCAAGCCAUUGUUAGCAUUAGAAGGAUAGAAACAUUCUUAAAUUCGGGGGAAAUUGAAAGUCAAUUUGUUAAGACCAAUACUUUGAAAAUUGGAUUUGGAAAUGCAAGUGUUGCUUGGAAUAAAUAUGGAGAAGAUGAUGAAUUAAGUUCAAAUGAAUUUGUUAUGAAAGAUUUAAAUAUUGAAUUUCCUAUUGGUAAAUUAAGUAUAGUAUGCGGUCCAACAGGAUCAGGAAAGACCUUAUUGUUAAUGUCGUUACUCGGAGAAACAAAUCUUAUAAAAGGAGAAAUCUUUUUCCCUCAAACUCCAGAAGAUAUUCUUAAACCAGAUCCUUUUAUGUCUAAUUGGAUUCUUGAUAAUUGUGUUGCCUUUGUUGCACAAGAAUCUUUUCUCCAAAAUGCUUCAAUCCGCAGCAAUAUAACCUUUGGACUCCCAUUCCACAAAGAACGCUACAAAGCUGUUAUAAAAGCAUGUGAUUUGCAAAGGGAUUUUGAAAUUCUAGAAGAUGGUGAUUUGACAGAAGUCGGAGAGAAAGGACUUACACUUUCUGGUGGACAGAAGCAGCGUUGUUCAUUAGCAAGAGCGGUUUAUUCAAGGGCAAAACAUAUAAUUAUAGAUGACGCGUUAAGUGCUGUUGAUGCUCAUACAGCUAAGCAUUUAAUGUUGAAUUGUAUAACUGGUCCAUUGAUGAAUGAACGUACAAUAAUUCUUGUUACUCAUCAUGUGGGGUUAGCUUUAGCCAAAGCUGAUUAUAUAGUUUCAUUAAAAGAUGGAAAAGUUGAGAUCUCUGGAAAAACUGAAGAAUUAAAAAGUUCUGGAGCUUCAGCAGCAAUCUUAAAAGGAGCAAAUAAUGGAAUUGAUUUUGAAGAUAUUAUUGAAACAGCAGCUGAAAAUACUGAAUUAAAAAGAUCAAAUAAUACGAGUGACGAGAAAGAAAUUCAGCUGGUUAAUGAUUCAACAUUAGGAGAAUCUAGUGAAAAUACAACUAUUAAUGAAGGAAUUUCUGAGUCAGAACAGAGACAUCCAACUGCACAUCGAGGAGGAUCAACUGAUGCAACCACUCUCCCAGAUUUUCAAAAUGAUAAUGGAGACUCGGCAAAAAUUGUGAAUCCAAGAAAGUUAAUCAAAGAUGAAGGGUAUGCGGUUGGAUCUGUUGAAUUUAAAGUUUACUUGGCAUAUAUUUUAGCAAAUGGACGUUUUUUUUUCUGGUUUAUGGCUAUAUUACUUUUCACAACCGCAAGAUUUUCUCAAAUAAUGGAAAAUUGGUGGUUGAAAAUCUGGUCAAAUUCCAGUAAAGAUGACAAUAAUUUAAAUGUUUUACCAUACGAUCCAAUAAUUGGUAUCACAGAUAAAAUGUUAAGCACUAUAAGCCAAGAUUCGCACAGUCUAGAUUAUUAUUUUAACAUUUAUGUAUUAAUUACAAUGAUAUCUAUUCUUCUUGGAGUAUCAAGACUUGUUUGGCUUUAUUAUGGAUCUUUAAGAGCCUCAAGAAUACUUCAUGAAAACUUACUUAAUAGAGUUAUAAGAGCUCCGUUGAGAUUUUUUGAUACUACUCCUGUUGGAAGAAUUCUUAACAGAUUUGGUAGAGACUUUGAAGAUAUUGACAGUACUUUGACACGUACUGCGGGUUCAUUCUUUCAUAAUGUCAUAAUGAUGAUUGGCACUAUAUUGGUAAUAACAGCUGUCACAAAGGAAUUCAUAAUAGCUUCCCUGGUUUUUAGUGUUGCGUAUGUAUUUCUUGGAAGAAUAUACGCUAAAUGUUCACGAGACAUGAAAAGACUAGAUUCUGUUACGAAAUCACCCAUAUAUUCACAUUUUGGCGAAACAAUAAUAGGAAUUUCAACAAUUAGAGCGUAUGGCGCGACAAAGAGAUUUAUGGAAGAAAUGUUGCUAAGAAUUGAUAGUAAUAAUAGACCAUUUUUUAUGAAGUGUACACUUAAUAGAUGGUUGUCAGUAAGAUUUAAUAUAUUGGGAUCACUAUUAACAUUUAUUGCAGGAGUAUUUAUAUUGUGGAAUUUAGAUAGAAUUGAUGCAGGAUUAGCAGGACUAUCAAUGUCAUUUGCAAUGGUGUUUUCUAAACAAAUUAUGUGGUCAGUUAGAAAUUAUGCAGAAUUUGAGAUGGGUUUAAAUUCUAUAGAAAGAGUAUGUGAAUUUUUGGAAAUAAAUCAGGAAGCUGCGGCAAUUAUUGAACCUAGACCACCAGCUAGUUGGCCUCACAAUGGUAAUAUUAAAGUAGAAAAUUUGUUGAUUAGAUAUUCGCAAGAAUUAGAACCUGUUUUACAUCAUAUUUCUUUUGAAAUAUUUGGCCAAGAAAAAGUUGGUAUUGUAGGAAGAACUGGGUCGGGAAAAUCAACCAUAUCAUUAUCAUUAUUUAGAUUUAUUGAACCAUCUGAUGGUAAAAUAUUUAUUGAUGGAAUUGAUACGAGUACAAUAGGUAUUGAAGAUCUUAGAUCAAGACUUACAAUUAUUCCACAGGAUCCGAUAUUGUUUUCAGGUACUAUUAGAUCUAACCUUGAUGUAUUUUCACAAUAUGAGGAAUAUGAAUUAUAUGAUUCUCUAAGAAGAGUUCAUUUAUUACCAUCAUCAGAGAAUGAGCAAAGUUCGACAACAUUAAGUGAUGAUGAUAAUGUAAAUGUAUUCAAAGAUUUAGACACUCCUAUUAAUGAAGGUGGUAAAAAUAUUAGUCAAGGACAGAGACAAUUAUUGUGUUUAGCCAGAGCUUUGUUAAAAAGAUCUAAAAUUAUUCUUAUGGAUGAAGCAACUGCAAGCAUUGAUUUCGCUAUGGAUGACAAAAUUCAGAAAAUGAUUAGAAGAGAAUUUGUAGAUUGUACUAUAAUAUGUAUUGCACAUAGAUUAAGAACGGUCAUUGAUUAUGAUAGAAUUCUUGUGUUAGAUCAAGGAAACGUUAUUGAAUUUGAUAGCCCAUAUAACCUUAUUUCAAAUUCGAAUUCAUCAUUUUAUCAAAUGUGCCAAAAUUCUGGAGAAUUUGAUAUUUUAAAAGCGUCGGUUCUUAAAAAAAAAAAUAACAAUACGAAUGAAUUCUAAAUUUACUUAUAUAUUGAUUUUCUUAAUUAUUCAUAGAAAGAUGAUUUAUUACAAAAAUUCUGUUGAUUAAAUACACUAACAUUCAAAA